Pyrus x bretschneideri (Chinese white pear) is the source of this 913-nucleotide messenger RNA. Its product is annotated as putative B3 domain-containing protein At1g78640. Gene Ontology annotation, molecular function: DNA binding. Lineage: Eukaryota; Viridiplantae; Streptophyta; Magnoliopsida; Rosales; Rosaceae. The coding region runs from base 153 to 851 and encodes 232 amino acids. The transcript has a single exon. The record is from RefSeq and is a predicted model, not a curated record.
UAUAAAGCCAAUCAAGUGUUGUUACAUGUAAAACAUUAUAAAACUGAGAGACUAAAGACUUUUUGAGCUUCUAAAAGGUAGCAUCUACCACCCGUAGUCAAUCUAAGUUUUCAUCAUCGUAAAAGACUUGCUAAUUUCACUCCUUUUCAGCAAUGGAAGUCUGCACAGAUCUAUCGCUUGCCACUCCCUGCUGCGCAGAGUCAGAAAACCAAGUUCAAGACAAACUGUCAACAGAACUGAAUUUAUUCGAUCCAACUUGGACCAAAUUGAAGCGAACAGCAGAGGACGACACUGCGUUUGCUUCGAACCCAGAGCAUGAAACACUGUCUGCUACUGAGAAUGCUAUGCAAAAGUUCAUGAAGCGAAGAAAUGAAGUGGCUGCAAAGAUUUCCCGCCUGCUGAUCAAAUACAGCUUCAAUGAGGCCGUGCAGCAGAUUUGGAAGGGGCCAACCAACUCGAGACGGUACAUGGAGCCGUGGCCGAUCAAGAAAACUCUGACGAUGACCGACGUUGGACGGAACAUGCACAGGGCCAGCAGGCUAGUGCUGAAGAGAAAGUUGGUUAAGAAACAUAUCUUGCCCUACUUGAGCUAUCAAAUUAUUAACUGUGUCGAAAAUCAGGGAGCAGGGAUUAGAAUCUAUGAUCUUAAUACGAGCUCCGAACAUCAAUUGAUUUUCAAGCGUUGGAAGGGCUCCGGAACUUAUGUUUUGAUGAGUACAUGGAGCCGUGAAUUUGUGAAGAGGCGGCAACUGAAAGAAGGUGAUCUGAUUGGUUUUUGCUGGGAUGCUCACAAGCUGAUUCUGGUCUUUUCUGUCAUCAUGCGUUUUGGAUCCCAGUAUCCUUCUGCUUGAAGAAGCUGAGAAGAAUUAAGUUCCUUCUCUUGUUAGUUUCUAAUGUUAUAUUAUGGAUUAAA